Molecule: messenger RNA, 465 nt
Organism: Lactuca saligna
Lineage: Eukaryota; Viridiplantae; Streptophyta; Magnoliopsida; Asterales; Asteraceae
Source: the annotation of a GenBank genome assembly
AUGUCCAACGUUUCAAGCGUUCACACCACCGGAAUCAUUGUUGCAGACACUUCUAAGUUAGAAUUUGUUGGCUCAAUCCCUAAAGCCAUGCUCUGUGAUGUACCUCGUGCCAGCAAAGUCCUUAAAGGCUAUUGUACUAUUCCUACCUCAAGGUUUCGUCCUUUAACUCCUAAGAUGCAGUUGAUUAUAGCUAAAGCAGAUAAACCAAAGAUAGGGGAACCUCUUGUUUCAGUCAAUGCAUCUGAUGCGGGGGUUAAUACUUUAGGUUUUACAAUGUCUUCUAUCACACCACCUAUUUCCCCACUUCGCCAAGAUGAUCCUGAUAUGAUCUAUGGGGAUGGUGAAGACAAUUUACCAGGAUUCACUUUCAGUCCCUUCACCAUUAGAAUUGAGAGUGAUGAUCAAGCUCCGUUAAUGAAGGGGAAACUUAAAGACAUUCAUGAGAAGCUUGAUUCUUUUCUUUAG